GUAUUUAUGCCUCUUUUACAUAGAAGCGUAUGUAUCAAAGACUAUAUUCUAAACCUUCAUUGCUUAGACAUAUUUGACAAGGAAUUUUUGUACAGACUAUAUAAUUAUAUCGACUCAAGUAAGGAUAUCCUUCCCAUUCACACCAUCAUUCCAAUGCUUGCAUCAAUCGUGAUGAAGUGCAAUAGAUCUUUCAUUCUUGUUUAAUUAUCUCAAUCAUUCACAAUGCCUUAGUAUCUAUAUAUUUAUAAUAAUAAACCUUAACCCCCCCAAAAAAGCGUAUUAAUCGAACAGUCUAAUCGGGGGGAAUUAAAAUGUGAAGAAAUCAGGCGAAUCGGACGUGCCUGACGUAUGUAAACAGUCUCUCCACAACACGAGAACGUAUUGUUGCCAAAAACGUUUCUCUCAUAUUUACCUUGUUUACUGCCACUGAGUUAUCAUGGGGUGGUGGUGGUGCUGCUGGAGGAGGACCAGUGAGGCUUCCGAAGAGGACCAAAGGGAGCCGCUGGCUGUUCCCUCCCCCACUGAAACCAGCCAUGAAGAGAGCCCGGAAGUUGAAGUUGACAGGGAUAUGGGUCAGACAGUCAGCCAGAUCGGGAACAAACUCUUCCCCUCGAAGGAAUCUCCCCCAAAAGCAGAGGCUACUGUAGUAGUUGAAGUCGACGAAACUGAUUCAGCUGCCUUUCCCAGAAGCCCAGUGUCAUCCUCCCCGAAAUACCCCCUUGCCACACCCCGCCAACCGCUCCGGCAAACCUCCAUAACACGAAAAUCCUCAGAAGCCUCGAUCUCAGAAACCCCGGCUAAGAGGUUUAAGGGUGACACGACAUACUUGAACUUUCCCUUCUUGUUGGAUGAGAAAACCAUUGAUUAUGUUCAGAACAAUAAAGUUAUGUUUAUCAUGAAGGGCUUGCCAGGAUCAGGCAAAUCCACCAUUGUCAAAGCUAUUCAGGAGGUUUACAAGGACUCAGUCGUGUGCUCGGCAGAUUUUUACUUCAUGAGAAGCGGAAAGUACAAAUUCCGACCAGAUAAGCUCAAGGACGCACACCAGGCUUGUCAGAACAAAGCCACAGCUUCGGCAAGUAGAGGAAUGAACGUCAUAAUCAUCGACAACACAAAUGUCCGCAACUGGGAGAUGAAAUUCUACUUGACCCUGGCCAGGGAAUACCAUUAUGUGCCUGUGAUAGUGGAACCGCAGACUCCGUGGUGUAGGGAUGCCCACGAGCUGGCCAGGAGGAAUUCUCAUGGGGUGGACGAGAGCAUCAUUGAGCAAAAGGUCAAGGGUUACCAAGAAGUUCUUCCUCUGUACUUUGGUUGGUUCUUUAAUGAAACAGAUUCAAUCUCUGUUUUGAAAAUCUCAAAUGAAUGGCUAAAACACUGCCUGCAAGUUCAAGAUUUCUUCACAGAGUUCUCGGCAGAAACGGGAUUGUCAUCGAUAGAAGGACUCCUGAAUUACUUUAACCGAUCUUCCUUUGUUGAUGGGGGAGCCACCUUACAUGCAACAGCAAUGUUUACAGCAAGAGGAAAGGCAGAAAAUGCAAUGGAAUAUAUAAAUAACCCUAUAGUAAAAACUGCACAAGGCAAAGCCUUUUCUGUCGACAUCAUUGGCUAUGUGAUCACACCAUUCACCAUAGGAGCCAGAGUCAAACUGGCACCCAGCAUGCUCCAGUUGUGGGGAAAUGAUGACGAGGAAGCCAUGCCUGAGAAUUUGGCCAGUAACGAAGCCAAAAAGACACACAAGCAGCACCGAGAUUCUGAAAAGCUGGAUGCAAACGAGAACUCUGAUAGCGUGGGUGACCUGAGUGUCUUGAUCUCAGAGAGCUGCCAGAACACUGUGAUUGCUGUUCCUCAGGAUCAGACAGACAGGUUCUGUCCAUCUGUGGGGAAGGGAAGCCGUGCACACAUUACUCUAGGCUGUGCACCAGGAGUGAAACCCGUGAGAACAGGAUUUGACAUGAUAAGUGCAGUAGCAUUUGAACGUAAGGCUAAGGAGAGGGGGGAAUUUGGAGUAUCCAAUCCCAGUGAGAAGAGUUUCAUUGUGCCAGGCGGUGUGCUCAGAACUUACGGAGAAUGUUGUUGGAUUAUUUACCCAGAAAACAAGUUGGUUGUGAGUGCCCUAUUUUCAUCAUACACUUAGAAAUGAAGGCAGUGCAGGUUCUUCGGAAAAAAAGCUUUACCUGUGAUGUUUUUUACUUUAUUUUGUACAAAUUAAUUUGUACUGAAUAUAGAAUUUACGCCUGCAAACACACAAGUAUAUUCAUUCAUUUGUAUAUGCAUAAAACUGAAGUAAUAAGAAAUGUAGAUAUGAUGAAAUGGUUAUAUAUAAUUAUUUAUAUAGCUCUACCAGUUUUGCUGUUUUUAUAUAUAGCGAUGUAUUAUUUUA
Molecule: messenger RNA, 2377 nt
Organism: Penaeus chinensis
Lineage: Eukaryota; Metazoa; Arthropoda; Malacostraca; Decapoda; Penaeidae
Product: 2',3'-cyclic-nucleotide 3'-phosphodiesterase-like
Exons: 7
Coding region: 437-2131 (564 amino acids)
Biological process (GO): cyclic nucleotide catabolic process
Cellular component (GO): membrane; cytoplasm
Molecular function (GO): 2',3'-cyclic-nucleotide 3'-phosphodiesterase activity
Source: RefSeq, a predicted model, not a curated record